Messenger RNA from Panicum hallii, 1174 nucleotides. RefSeq names its product mediator of RNA polymerase II transcription subunit 6. The transcript has 5 exons. The record is from RefSeq and is a predicted model, not a curated record. The coding region runs from base 170 to 940 and encodes 256 amino acids. Gene Ontology annotation, molecular function: transcription coactivator activity. Lineage: Eukaryota; Viridiplantae; Streptophyta; Magnoliopsida; Poales; Poaceae. Gene Ontology annotation, biological process: regulation of transcription by RNA polymerase II. Gene Ontology annotation, cellular component: core mediator complex; mediator complex.
GUUCGGCGCAAGCGCUCUCCUGCCUGGGCCAUCACCUCCCCGUCUCGCCGCCGCCGCCACUCGCCUCACGGGCACCGCCACCUUCUGCUUACUAGCAGGUUGCAACCCGUCCGGUUCGGUGUUCCGAGGGCGCUUAUACUAGGGGUACAGAGAGUCCCCGAGCGGAGCGAUGUCGGCGACGCCGCUGCCCCCGCCGGGGCAGCCGCCUCCGCCCCCGGGGACCGACGGCGCGGGCGGGCUUCCGCCCCCGCCGGGCACGGACAUGACGGGGAUCUGCUUCCGCGACCAGCUGUGGCUCAACAGCUACCCGCUCGACCGCAACCUCGUCUUCGACUACUUCGCGCUCUCCCCCUUCUACGACAUCACCUGCAACAACGAGGCCCUCCGCUCGCGACAAAUCCACCCCCUCGACAUGUCCCAACUCACGAAGAUGACCGGCAUGGAGUACGUGCUGAGUGAGGUGAUGGAGCCGCACCUGUUCGUGAUCCGGAAGCAGAAGCGGGAGAGCCCCGAGAAAUCAAGCCCCAUGCUCGCGUACUACAUCCUUGACGGCUCCAUCUACCAGGCGCCACAGCUCUGCAACGUCUUCGCCUCACGCAUAAGUAGGGCUAUGCAUCAUAUAUCAAAAGCCUUUACUGUGGCAUGUUCAAAGUUGGAGAAGAUCGGGAAUGUGGAAACCGAGUCUGAUGCAGCAGCCUCUGAAUCAAAGACACAAAAGGAAGCAAUUGACCUGAAGGAACUUAAAAGAAUUGAUCAUAUCCUCUCAUCCUUGAAAAGGAAGAUAGGCGCUGCCCCUCCACCUCCACCUUAUCCUGAGGGCUAUGUCCCGCCAUCAGCAGAACAAGAGAAAGCACCAGAUGAUGUGCUGGCAUCAGAGGCACCACCUCAACUUGACCCUAUCAUUGAUCAAGGCCCAGCAAAAAGACCAAGAUUCCAAUGAGAAAUCUGUAGCUUAAAUACAGCUGACUCGAGAACUGCUUGUAUGCUUUAAAGUCGCAGAUGCUGACUUUGAAUUCAGUCAUGAUGGUUAUUUAAGGGCUAAAGACAGAACUAACCCCCUUACAGGAUACUCUUAUUUCUGUACGUUUAUGGGAUAGACUGUAGAUUGCGAAGGACAUUUGAUUCGGUGUUAUACUGUUGUUGUUGACUUGUUUCCACUGAGAUCUUUAUGACU